GUGCGAGUCGGCGCGCGGCUCUGCCUUGUUCUGCGCUCUUGUCUCCACCCGUGCCCACCACGCUCCAGCCUGCUCCGCUCCGCACCGCAAACCCUUCUGCCUUGGGUCCCUGCGGGUAGGGAGUGUGUAGGAGACAUCGACGUGAGGAACACAUCGGUCGCAUGAAGACUCCAGCAUGUGAGGAGCAUUAGAGCGGAGCGCUCCACAUGUUGACAGAAAGACAUGGUCAUGGCAGGGUUAUAUGUAGGAGCGAAGAAUCGUCAGAAGGCCGUCGAGCACAUCUUCUCAAGAGUGAGACACUCGAGGAUGGACGUGGAAGAGUUCCCGCCCCCUCCCCCUGAGAUGUUGGAAGAGGACCUGCCCUAUGCUGAUGAAGACGAGGGCCAGCGGUUCAAGUUGGAUGAGGUCCCUGAGGCUGAGCAAGCGCCGCCGACCCCCCCGAUCCCAGACUAUGGGGAGCAAAGCGCCCCCCGGGAUGCACUGCCUGCAGAAGGCCUUACUGAGCAUCAGACCCUGGAAGCAGUGGUCUUGGAUUCACCUCUGCCUGCAGGAGGUGCUACCACUUCUGGUGCUAAUGCAGCCCUUGCAGAGCGCCGUGCCCCUGGUGAGGAUGCAACCCCACCCCCACCUGCCCCUGGACAUGCCCCUGGGGCCAUGUCUCAGGGGAAGACCAGUCCGUACUCAGUGAUCGACAUCGCUCCCGUGCAGCAGCGGCAGCCCUCAUCUUGCUCCCCGGAGAUGGGGGGCGACAUCCCGGAGGAGCCCAGCAUCCCCCGCAUUCCACCCGGCUACUCUGUCCCCCCGCCGUGCGGCUACGCUGUACCGUCCAAUGUGCCCGUCAUUACCCCAACCUACACCGCACCAGUCAUCAUCCGCCAUUUCUCCAUGGAUGAAGAUGUCACUGUUGUUGGGACGGGCAGUAUCGCAUCUGACGGUGUUUUCACCGAGGAGUACCCGGCCAUCAGGGAGGAGGACGCUCUCACUAGAUGGGUAUCGGACCCCGCCAACACAGCCUGGAUGGAAAGUCCAGAUGAGGUCAUUUAUGACGACGUGCCCAGGGAGAACUCGGAUUCCACCACAGACCCGGAGGAGAUGAUCUAUGAUGAUGUGGAGCUGGGUGAGGACGGAAGCUCCCUGGACAAUGGCUGGAGCUCCAGCGAGUUUGAGAGCUACGACGAGCAGAGCGACGCAGAGGGCCGGGGGGAGAACGGCCUUCCUGAUGCCUUCAUGCGCAGCCGGCCGCACAGGAGCAAGACACACCUGUCUCAAGACCUGACGCGCUUGAAAGAACACUAUGAGAAAAAGAUGAAAGAUCUUAUGGCAAAUACAGUGGGCACCGUAGAGCUGCAGCAGAUAAGGCAGAAACACGAGCAGAAGAUGCAGAAGCUGGUGAAGGCUGCUAAAGAGGGUACCAAAGACGGGCUGGAGAAGACCAAAGCGGCAGUGAAGAAGGGACGCUCUUUCAUAAGGACCAAAUCCUUCCACCAGGAACGGAAGUCAGCCAGUGUGGAGGAGGAGGCAGAGCUCUUCAUCGAGGUGGAGUGCUUCAACGUGGAGCCUGUCCUCGGGCCCAUGCCAGAGGGCCUGACACAGCAGCAGGUGGUGAGGAGGCACAUCCUGGAGUCCAUACUGGAGAGCGAGAAGAACUACCUGGAUGCCCUUAAGCACAUUCUGGAGCAAUACGAGAAGCCGCUGUUGGGCAUGGAGCCCAAGCUGCUGAGUGACAGGAAGCUGAAGGUGACAUUCUACCGCAUCCGAGAGAUCUUGCAGUGCCACGCCCUCUUCCAGAUCGCCCUGGCCAGUCGCGUGGCCGACUGGGACAGCUCCGAGAUGAUCGGCGAUGUCUUUGUGGCCUCCUUCUCGAAGUCCAUGGUGCUGGAUGCAUACAGCGAAUAUGUGAACAAUUUCAGCUCAGCUAUGGGGGUGAUAAAGAAGACAUGCAUGUCGAAGCCUGCCUUCCUGGAAUUCCUUAAACAAGUCCAGGAUGGCAGCACCGACCGAGUGACCCUCUAUGGCCUGAUGAUGAAGCCCAUCCAGCGAUUCCCACAGUUCAUACUGCUGCUACAGGACAUGCUGAAGAACACCCCCGUGGGCCACGCGGACCGCCUGCCCCUGCAGAUGGCGCUCACGGAGCUGGAGACCCUGGCUGACAAGCUGAACGAGAGGAAGAGGGAGGCUGACCAGCGCUGUGAGAUCAAGCACAUUGCCAAGGCCAUGAACGAGCGCUACCUCAACAAGCUCCUGAGCUCCGGCAGCCGAUACCUGAUCCGCUCUGACGACAUGGUGGAGACUGUGUACAGCGAGCGCGGGGAAGUGGUCAAGACCAAGGAGAGGCGCCUCUUCCUGUUGAACGAUGUACUCAUGUGUGCCACGGCCAACACUCGAGGCAGCCAAGAUGGCAGCAGUGGUGCCCCCUCCUGGCAGAGGUUCCUGCUCAAGUGGAGUGUCCCGUUGAGCUUUGUGGAUGUGGUGGAGUUUGGCUCCAGCGAGGACACAGGGGACAGCUGCAGGUUCCCAGCACCCCACUCUGGGGAGAAGGUGGUCGUCAACGCCAAGCCCAACAAGCUGUACAUGGGCCCUGGUCAGCUGUACCAAGAUCUUCAAAACCUCAUUCAUGACCUCAGCCUUGUCAACCAGAUCUCUGGCAUGAUCAGCAGCUUGAAGGGCAACUACCAGAAUGUGAACGCCACCGUGGCUCAAGACUGGGUGUCCGGCCUGCAGCGGCUCAUCUCCAAGAAGGAGGAGGAGAUCCGUGCCGCUGACCGCUGUAGGAUCCAGCUACAGCUGCCUGGGAAGCACGACAAGUCUGGAAGACCGACGUUCUUCAUGGCAGUGUUCAAUACUUUCACCCCAGCCACCAAGCAGUCCUGGGUCAGCAGUCUACAGAUGGCCAAGCUGGCUCUUGAGGACGACAACCUCCAGGGCUGGUUCCUAGCGGAGGAUGAUGGAAACCACAUGAAAAAGCAGAAACACCCCCUUCUGCUGAGACAGAUGCCUGUGGUCAUGUCCAAACUACAGGAGUUCAAGGUGGAGUGUGCAGUCCACAACCCAGAACCGCUCUACAACCCCGAGAGCACCGCAGACAUACCCGCAUUGGGCCACGGCUGUGUGUGGGUGGCCAGCUGCACAAACCAGAUGGGUCAGAUCUCUGUGGUGGCCCUGCAGAACUCCACCCCAAAGGUGACAGAGUGCUUCAACGUGGAGUCGCGCAUUCUCUGCAUGGCCCACGUACCCCCGGUUGUCACCCCAGAGGACAAGGAAGGCGUGGCAGAAACUGAAACCUCCUCAGGAAAGGGCGGAGACACUCCCACAGUUUGCUUGGGGAUGGAGGAUGGGAGCAUCUCAGUAUAUAAGAGCAGCCAGCGCUGGAAGAAGAUUCGGCUCCAGAACAUCCCGACGCCAGAGCGGUCCACCGUUACAAGCCUGGUGUACAAGGAGCAGUGUCUGUACGCCGGCCUUGUGAGCGGCGCCGUUGCCAUCUAUUCCCGAUGUCCAGAUGCCCUGUGGGACACAGAGUCCCCGAAGCUGGUAAAGCUGGGUGUUCUCCCAGUGAAGAGUAUGCUGGCCAUGGAGGAACAUGUGUGGGCUUCAUCUGGAGGACAGGUCUUCAUUAUCAGCACCAAGACACAUGCUAUAGAGCGCCACCUGGAAGCUCAUCAGGAGGAGGGCAUGGUGGUGUCCCACAUGGUUGUGGCCGGCGUGGGCAUCUGGAUUGCCUUCAGCUCAGGGUCCACACUGCGCCUGUUCCACACAGAGACACUUGUGCACCUACAGGACAUCAACAUCGCUACACCUGUACACCACAUGCUGACAGGUCACCAGAGAGUUUUGGUAAGCAGCCUACUGGCUUGUCAUGGUCUGUUGCUGGUGGGGACCAACCUGGGUGUGACGGUAGCUCUCUCUGUCCCUCGACUUCAGGGAAUCCCCAAAGUCACAGGACGGGGAAUGGUAUCCUACCACGCUCACAACGGCCCAGUGAAGUUCCUCACCAUGGCGUCUGCAGUGUGCAACCGGCCCCAGGAAUGUCCCCCCGGUAACCCAGGCAGCCAGCUCGAGGCAAAGGAUGGGGAUGGAGGCUUGACACCCGGAGCAUGUUCGAGCUCAGCCCGAGCUAGGGAGCGGGGUGUGUGGCUAUAUGAGACUGGCAGCUCCCUGUCCUCUUCCUGCGGCUCUUUGGCUCUAUCCCAGAGCUCCCUGGAGCAUGUGCCUGAGGACAGCUCACUCUAUGACCUGCUCACUGACCCUGCCCACACGCAGCGGGCUACGCACACUCACAAAAUGAGCGUUAGCUCCGUGCUGGUGGUUUCAGGGGGCCUGGGCCAUCGACGCAUCAACAGGAAGACUAAACAGUCACGGCAGGAGGAGAUUGUGUCCACUGUCAUGGUGUGGCAGAUUCCCCUGAUCAGCAUGUGAAGGGCAACUGCUGUACAGCCAGUUGAGUGACAAGCCACACACUCAUCACCAGCUUUGUUGUCUUCGUGUGUCUGUCUCACUGGCUCUGUUCUCUCAUCUUCCUACAGCUGUGAUGAUGCCCUGCCGUUAUCGGCCAACGUCUGCUGGAGUCACCUCCAGAUACACGACUUAAAACUGGCAUUCCCCUUUAGUGCUAGAGCAACUUGAGUAUGAAUUAGUGGAAGACUAUUAUUUUCACAAGGGCAGGACUUGGGGCUAACUGGUCCCAGGGUCCCAAAGCAGAAUGAGACACCGUCUCUAUUUGGUAUGUGUUGUCCAGGAAACACAUCCACCAACUUUUCAGGCCGUGUACGUCUUGGGCAUCAACCUUCCAAAUUUUUUGCCGUAUUCCUGGACUGUGAAUUAAGGUUUACCUGAGACCUUGAACCACUUAUGUGACCUUAAUACCACCUUUCUGUCUGAAGCAGUUAAUCCUUUUUCAUUAUUGCCAUAACUGAUAACUUGAGCCUUUUUGGUCUCCAUACCAUUCAUGAUCAAACUGAAUAGUUGUUUUUGACAGUUCUGAAAUUUAGUUUCUGCAUUAAACACCUUAGCUUGCUUCUGUUAUCAUCUUGUGUAUGAAGGCCAGGGAGAGGCCAGAAUUGCUGUAGUUCAGAACCAGUGUGUCGUGUAACUCUACAAUAAGCAGGUCAGUGUGAAGUGAACCUGUACUAAGGGACGCUUUCUACGGAUGUUCAUUUCCAAAGUGAGUCCGGUACCUCUGAAGGGGAACUUGUGUUCUAAAGGCCGCUAUUUUAAGGUUCAGGGGAGAUGUUUUGUCUGCUUUUUGUUGGUAAGUUAACAUGAGUAAUGAAUUUUGACAUUUGGUUUCUUUCUGUUGCCUAGCAUAGGUUCACCAGUGACUGACAGCUUUGUGGUCUUGAAGCAUGAUGGGAAAUUCUGGCUGGCCAGAAGUCUUAUUUAUCCUAAAGCUUACUUGGACAUGCUUUGUUCACAAGACUUCAUUACAUAGUGCCUAAAUUGUGUGAUGUCCCCUUAGUGAAACUCAGCUGUAUUUAUAAUGUUAAAGAGAACUUUAAAAUAUAAGAAUUGCUGUAUGUGUUUGUUGUAUACAUUUACUAAUGUACAAUCAAAGCAAUAUUUUACUUGAUGUCUUUUACGGUUUCUACUUAUGACUGCAAACUGCAGCAAAUGGUUAUUUGCUUGUAUCGUUGUUACUUAAGGUUACAAUUUAAAUGUCAACCAAUGUUUCAAUGAUGUUUGAUUUAAAAAGGUUCCAUUUUGUAGAAAAUACAAGUUCCAUGCUGCCCAGUUGACACUGUGAGAUUUAUGGAAUAGAUGCGAUCACUGCAGUCUAAAGUACACUUUAGUCUGCAAAACCACUAGAACUGCCCAAUGUGGAGCUACCUGUGAAGGAUAUAAUAGGACUCCAAAAAUAGUCAACUGGUUUCCAGCCAAUAGCUCUCUGAUUCAUUUUUAUAUAGACACAGAUGCAGCCAACUUUUAUCAAGGGUACAACAGCAGGAUGGUCCUGCAACUACCUGGUCAUCAAGUGAGCUCCUUACACCAAAUCUCACCUAAUAAUUGUAUAAAGGAACCUGUUGACAUUAAGGAAGCGUGAGAUGCAAAUGCUACCUGGUUAAAACAUGGCAAGUGCUCAGUGACUGAAAACAACAUUGGCUAUCCACUGGGAAUCGGUGCCUUACUGUUACAGCUUCUUACUGCUAUGGAUACUGGCUUGUAUUUCUAACACCAAUUCUAUAGUGUGUGCAAGUGUGUCUUUGCAAUAAAAACAGAAUCUGUGCAUCAUAUGCAUUGUCAAACGUUAUAUAUUGACUACUUCAUUGACAACUACACAUCCCUGAAAAGUUGUACAGUUCUUGCACUGUUUGGUGUGAUGUAGUUAAGCUAACCAGUAAAAAUUGCACUUCAGGGUGACCACAAUGAUCUGUGUUAUGUUAGCCGUGUUCUAUGGCUAGUUGAUGGCACGGGGUUGUCAUAAACACUACAGUGGGGGAAUUCUACUCACCUGAACUGUGUGAAAUUUCACCAGUGCCUGUAUUUUUAAUUAAAAUAUUUUAGU
Molecule: messenger RNA, 6496 nt
Organism: Scleropages formosus (Asian bonytongue)
Lineage: Eukaryota; Metazoa; Chordata; Actinopteri; Osteoglossiformes; Osteoglossidae
Gene: arhgef10
Product: Rho guanine nucleotide exchange factor (GEF) 10
Exons: 29
Coding region: 223-4413 (1396 amino acids)
Biological process (GO): mitotic spindle assembly; actin cytoskeleton organization; positive regulation of stress fiber assembly
Cellular component (GO): centrosome
Molecular function (GO): guanyl-nucleotide exchange factor activity; protein binding
Source: RefSeq, a predicted model, not a curated record